Molecule: messenger RNA, 285 nt
Organism: Oncorhynchus tshawytscha (Chinook salmon)
Lineage: Eukaryota; Metazoa; Chordata; Actinopteri; Salmoniformes; Salmonidae
Product: gamma-aminobutyric acid receptor subunit pi-like
Exons: 1
Coding region: 1-285 (94 amino acids)
Biological process (GO): monoatomic ion transport
Cellular component (GO): membrane
Source: RefSeq, a predicted model, not a curated record
AUGCCCGUGGUCAGCUCCAGCCAAGCAAAUCAGGUCCUGGAGCUAGGCUCCACCCAAAAGGAUCUUGUUGACCAAUCGGGGACGAGUGUCAGCGAGGCCGAGGCUACAGAGAAGAAGCCGGAGAAGGGGUGUGGCCUGACGUCGUUUAAGAACGUGGCGUGGCGUGCGUUGUCUGUGUUUAGUGUAGAGAACCCUCACAACAUCGACCGCCAUGCUCGCACCAUGUUCCCCCUCACCUUCCUGGCGGUUAAUGUCUUCUACUGGCUCUACUAUCUCUUCAUCUGA